Indicator indicator is the source of this 2105-nucleotide messenger RNA. RefSeq names its product pentatricopeptide repeat domain 2 (gene PTCD2). The coding region runs from base 1 to 1146 and encodes 381 amino acids. Gene Ontology annotation, cellular component: mitochondrion. The record is from RefSeq and is a predicted model, not a curated record. The transcript is spliced from 10 exons. Gene Ontology annotation, molecular function: RNA binding; protein binding. Gene Ontology annotation, biological process: multicellular organism development; mitochondrion organization; regulation of mRNA processing. Lineage: Eukaryota; Metazoa; Chordata; Aves; Piciformes; Indicatoridae.
AUGGCGGCGGCGUUUACCGGUGGCUCUCAGCAGAUAGUGCGGGAGGUGGUGCUGCGCUCGGCGCUUCGCCCGCCCACCUCGGGCUGCUGGGGCUGCUUGCCUGGAGGGAAGCGGUAUCUGCUAACAGACAGUGAUAUAAAGUUACAAGAAUUUCAGCGGACGAAAGUGGCAAUUAGAAAUGAAGUUCAUGGCAAUAAAGAUCCAUAUUUUGAAAGUAUUAAAGAAAAACUAAAGAAAAACGAAACGAUUCUCAAAAAUGAAUUAAAAACUUUACUGCAUUUGUGCCAGAAUUCAUCUGAUGUGGAAUUAGCCAGAAAAGUUAUUUACAGGUACCAUGAACAGAAUGGAAUCACAGCCUUACAUAAUUUUAAAUUUGGGCCCCUCUUUAUGAGGCUAUGUUAUGAGUUGGACCUUGAAAGACCUGCAGUAGAACUUAUCAAAGAUCAGAAUUUGCGUGGUUUUUUCUCAGAGAGUGCAUCAUUCCAUAUUUUGAUGACUAUGUUAUUUAAAAAGGGCAAUUUUGAAAGUGCUUUGGAAGUCCUGGUAGAAAUGAAAAAACAAGGUAUACCUUUCAACAAGGAAACCUAUCUGCUUGCAUUUGCAAUAUGUUACAAAUUGGACAGCAUGGAGUCAUGCAAAAUCUCUGAGAAACUGCUUGAGGAAGCACAGCUAAAGGGUGAUGUGUUACCAUUGCGAGCAUUCUGCUUUGCUGUUGCAACUGCUCUGAAGCAGAAUGAUGUAGCACAAGCCAAAUUUCAUUGUUCCCAGAUAAUGAAAACAGAGAAUAAUUUAUACAAUAACCUUAAAGUUCUUGUCCAGCUCAGAUCUGGUUCUCUAGAAGAAGUAAUAAAGACAUUAGAGGCAGCAAUAGAAGUGGAUAUUCCUCCCUUUGUGAAAAAAAUCAAGUUUUCUGAGCAGGUGCUGGCUACAAUCAAGGAAAAGAUGGAAGAAAACUCUGACCUUUCUGCCAAAUUAGAAGAUAUUUGUAUGAAACUACAAGCUUCAGGACAGAUAACUACAUGCACGCUGGAAGAUAUGCUUUUCCAGAUUCCUAAUUCAAAGAAGACCCCUGCAAAGCCUUUGAAUCAAAAGCAAUUGGGCUAUCAGACUGCUAAACCUCUUCAGUUGAAUCUGUUCUUGGAAUAGUUCAAUAUUUGACGGUAAACUGAACCACUGUUAGCAACUCUUAGAGGCUAGGUUCUUCAUCUCUCCUCUACAAUGAGCAAUUGUUUGUGUUGUUUAUGUGAAACUGCAUCUUAAGUGCAAGUCAUGUAGCUUCCACGUUUCAGUUUUGAUGCUAAUGCCAAGCCAUUGAUGCAGGAAUCUAAUAACUUCUUAGACACCGUUGUGCAUAAGAAGCAGCAUUUCUUGUGAUUCGCUGCUGAAGGCACAUUGUUGGACCACUCUCACAGCACCUGAGCAUAUGGUUUACUCUUACAAAGUCACACCUCUCUAAAACAAUUUGUGUCUUCUCUCUAGUGCAUAAUCAUGGGUCACGAUUCAGCAAAACAUUUCGGUAUCUGCACCUGCCAACUCAUUAGAGUGUCUCCAAACCCUCUCCUCAUACUACCUUUCAUGGCACUAUAGGCACUUUGAUGUUUUUUCCAGCCGCUUUUAGUUCCCAACAAAUAAAAUGUUCUAUAAACAUCCUUACCUAUCUUCUAUAUUGAUUAGGAGGCGAAGUAAGAGUUCAAAAACAACUUGUGACAAAAUCAGCAUGUUCCAACAGUUGGUGAAAAACAUGUGAAAAACAUCCUGUGACCAAACAAUGCAAUAAGAAACUCAAGGUCCUCAUGAAACAAAGAAGAAGAAAGAAACAAUCCUGAGUGCUGCUCAGGCAUCACUCUUCAAAAUGCAGGCAUGCCCAAGGCCUUUGAAAUGCCAGCCUAAGAUACCACCAUGACAAUGGGUGUUAGUGUGCUGUUCAGAACUGGGGUGACAAUGGUUUGAAAUUUUAAUUCAGACACUUAAAUUGUUUUUUUUCUUAUGCUAAAUGUCUUUACAGAAAUGAACAAAAUAGUAUGUGUAGCUGACCUAACUUCUGUGAUUCAUAAUUCAGUCUUCAGCAGAUGUAACGUUCUGACUGAAAGUCUAAAUAAAAAGUA